Molecule: messenger RNA, 2467 nt
Organism: Limulus polyphemus (Atlantic horseshoe crab)
Lineage: Eukaryota; Metazoa; Arthropoda; Merostomata; Xiphosura; Limulidae
Product: protein FAM149B1-like
Exons: 17
Coding region: 545-2332 (595 amino acids)
Source: RefSeq, a predicted model, not a curated record
UUACAGUGCCACCGACAUUGACACCACAUAUGUAGCGUAACGUAAAUUUAUUCUGUAGUGAUACUGAUAUUAGUACUGUGUUGUUAAUGCGUAUAUAACGUUAGUUAUUGGUACAGUGGUGAUGUUACUGUUACUUCUCGUAGACUACAGUUACAACUCAAAUUACAAUAUUUAGAAUACAAGUUACAGCUUACAUUAUUGCCAGUGUUAAAAUUCAAGUUACUGUGUUGGCAGAGGCACUGUUGUUGCUUCUUACAUUAUUGCCAGUGUUAAAAUUCAAGUUACUGUGUUGGCAGAUACACUAUUGUUGCUUUUUGCUAUUACUAUUAGUAACUAGUACUAGUAGUAAUGUAUGAUUUCAAGUUCAAGCUCUUCUUAGUUUAGUUUCAAAUUCAACUAGAGAUUUGUGGUACAACUUAAAAAUAAAAGUAAAUGCUCACAGACAUCUAAGGGUUUGCAGACCACAGAUUGAGAUCACAACACCACAUGAUAGGGUGUAUGUACAGAUAUAAUAGAUGGGCACAAGUAUAAAGAUGAACCUACCAUGACGGGUCGUAUUUCUAAGAGAAGUGUGUUGGAAAUACGUGGACUUUCACGUACAGUACUUCAGAAUCAUCCACUACCAGAAUUGCUUGAUGAUUUGAUAGAACAGCCGACAAACCAAGCUGGCAACCAGAAGAGUAUCAAUGCUGAAUAUCAAGGGUCCUGUCUGUUCCCAGACAAUGUUCUUGUAUCUGACUGCAGCUGGACAGGAGAUACACAGAGAACAUUAAGUUCUUGUUCUUGGGGAGAUGAUGAAAUUGAGCAACAAGAAACUCAGAAAGUUCAACUAAUGUUAGAUGAUGUUAACAGCAUGUUGUUCAGUGAGAAAGAUCAUGUGAAGCUUCAGGAUGAACUUCAUGAGGAGUGUUUACACUGGAAAAAACAUUUUCCACAUUUUAGGAUUUUAGGAGAACAACUGAUGCCAUCUGUUGAUGAAGUACAGUUUAUUCCACCUAAGAAAAGUAGUGAAAACCUUGUUCAGGAUGAGCCUUAUAUAGACUCUGUUGAUAUUCCUGCUGAACUGAAAAUCCAAGGUCAACACCUAAAUGUAAUAGAACCUCCUUCAGAAGAGCAAAGUGAACAAGACUGCUCAUCAUUAGAUUUCCAUGUGAAAGAGGGAAGAGACUUUGUGGAGGAAGUGUUAAUUCAGGAAGGAGAAUAUCAAGAGCUUCUUGUUUGUGAUCCUGGGAAUGGAAAUUCUGACAUGACUUUAGAUGUGAAAAACACAGGUAUGCCUCCAUCAAAAUUUAGUCGUGCUGAGUUAGAUGGCUUGGUAGAGAGAAUUGUUGGGCAACUGGCCAAUAAAAUAUGGCCUGAUGUCCUUUCAUGGGUUGAAGGUUUAGGUACCAAUAAUGAUGAAGGCAGCAAAGGAAAUGAUGCUUAUCCUCCAAAAUAUCUGCCACCUGUGAUGUCUCCUGUUGACAAGCAGCAGCGUCCUUUAACAGCUCAAACAGGUCGUGGUGUUCCUGUGGAUCUAUUGGACGGGGUAUUGACAGUAUCAUCCAAAAUCUUACAAACUAGAGCAGAUCAUAAAUUCAGCCCAGAUUCAGGAGUCAGCACUAGACCUGGAUCAAGUAUGAUUACAUUCCAUAAAGGUUCAUCUUCGCGAACUUCACGACCUACAUCCAGCAGGACAAUAUUUGGACCUCCUGCAUCCCUUUCUCAUUUAGCAAGAGUUCCAUCAGCUGGUCCACAAAAGAGUGGCAUCAGAGGUCGAGAGCUUAGCAGACUUCACAUGCAGACUACUCUUCCUGAGUCUGUACAAGAAGAACAAUCUACGCUACCAGACAUUGGAGUGAUACAACUUAAUUUUCCCACCAGUGCUCUCCAACAUCAAGACAGCACUGACCAGAACUGUACACAUUCAUUACUUCCUCCUCUCACUACAUCUGAUCAGAACCAACUGCAUCAUGGCAUCAAAUCUCCUGGUGUUUGUAGUAGAGUAAGUAGUGCUGCAGCAGAUAGAAUGCAGUAUUUCUCAUACUCACGCCCUAGCACCAGUAAAAGUAAUAAGGGCAAUAUACCCCAGGGUAUGUCACAUCAGAGAUCUCCACCUUUACAGCCUCUGGUAGUGACUGAUGGGGUGAACAGGAACAAAGACAAUAUAUCACCCCCUGAUCUGUGGAAAGACAGGAAAAGUCCUGAGAACAUAAUUACCUUAACCCCUCUGGUUACACCUCUCAUACUUAGUAAACAGCAGGAGAAAGAACCUAACAAGAGAAGAACCAGUCCAGGCACCAGAAAGUCAAGUCAACAUCGUAUUUUUCCUGGAAGAUUAAAGAAGUUAUAAGGCUAUGAUGCUCAAGAUCAUCCAUCAACUUGUGUGAUACUAGUCUGUUUUGAUGUAAAGAACAUCACAGUAUUUUUAUAAUGUUGUUUUAAAUUAUUGUAACAUUUAAAAAAAUAAACAAAAUAAACUUAUUUA